This is a messenger RNA of Ceraceosorus bombacis, 1619 nucleotides long. The record is from the annotation of a GenBank genome assembly. NCBI's taxonomy places the organism in Eukaryota, Fungi, Basidiomycota, Exobasidiomycetes, Ceraceosorales, Ceraceosoraceae.
AUGUUGCGCAAGAAGUCGGCGCUCAUACGUGCAAACGCCAUGGCCAAGCGUCAAAGGAGAGUGCCUCUAUUCUUUGCCUAUCCCAUGAAGAAGCUAGGCACGGCAACAAAUAGAGUAGACCCUGCAGUCUUGGUGGCCAUCAAGGAGCUGAACCCAGUGUUUGGCCUGCUGGAGCUGUACACAUUUGAAGCUUCUUGCAUCAGUGUUUGCAGUGUGUACUACCUUGCCAACAUGCAAAAGGGUUGCAGUGCACCAAAACAUGAUCCCAAGUGGAGCAGAUCAGCAGAUGGCCCAUGGGCUAGCAGAUCAGCUUGAGGGACUUUGGGCUCACAGAGGAUAUCACUUUGCAAAAGGACUGGAGCUGCUCUGUCUUUUGUCUGCCCCGCUUGCGUCCACGCAUUGUCGUGCUGUGGGAAGGUGCGGUGGGAGAGACUGUUCAGAGCAAGGCAGAAGCACAGUUGCAGGGAAAGAUGACUGCUUGCAAGGUGGUGGUCAGAUCAUUGUAUGUCAUUGGGAGACAGACGCUGCAGAAGUGGCUUGCUCAUCCACACACCUGCAUUGUUGCCAUUGGUGAUAGCGCUUACCACAUGCUCUUGUACAGGCUAGAGCAUCAGCGUGCCGAGGUGAUUGUGCACCCGCGCUUUGCCACGCUUGGACGCACCUUUUCUUGCCCCAACCCAUCCAAGCCACGCUUGCACCCAGUCAAUGCGGUGCCAGAUGUGCUGAGCAUCAAGACUGGCCGCUCAAGCACACCUCUCAUCACCACGCUUCCCAUGGUGGUGGCAAGAGAGGAAGAUACUGCUGUUCAAGCUGAUGCUGUCCUGACCUGCAUUGAGACGGCAGCGUUGCUCUCUGCUAGCCAGGGCCUAGAGGCAGAGGAGCUCGAAAGGUGCAUCAGGCUGGCAAAGAGCUACUUGUGCGGAACAGGCACACAUGUGGCGGGCAAUGGAAUGGUCAGUGUGGAUGUGGAAGAGGCAGAAGGGCUGGGCAGGUGCACAAUGCUUUUUGGGCGCUGCAGAAACCUGCUGCCCUUGCCAUUGCAUGUGGAAGGAGAAGAUGCAAAGCUGCAACAGGUGUAUCUCACGCUCAAAGUCUGGAAGGAUGGCACCUUUUGCAAUCCCAGUGGCACAUUUGCACUGUCGAGCAUUGCAGAGCAAGCGUCUGAUGGCACAGAUCCCAUGGAUGUUGAUCUGCCCAGCACAAGCAAUGGAGGUGAGUAUGUGGAUUGCUCCUCUUCUCCUGCAGCUGCUGCACCUGCAUCCACAGCAACUGCAAGCCAGCCCACAGAAGGCAACCUUUGCUUUGUCUCUUACAACAGCAAGCACAAGAAGGAGCAGCGGUGGAUUCACUUGCUGGCUUUUGUGCAAGUGGCCCUAAUGGGAGUUGGAGAGUCGUUUUGCAAAUUAUGGAGGCAGAAAAAGGUGGAGAAGGGCAGCUUGACAAGUGCGCAUUGGAACAUGCUACUCCAGAUGCAGUGGUUGAGCAUGCAGCCUUCUCAUUCUGCGUUGGUCUGCACAGGUGUGCUCCAGUUUACAAGCAAUUGCAGCACUGUCAAGGUUAGUCCUGUGCUGCCACCUGUACCUGCUGAUGUCAAUCAGCUGGCCAAUGCCUGCUCAUGA